GAAACCGUUCUCAAUACGCAACAUCAUUUUUUUUUUCAAAUAAAAGAUAACAUAAUAUCCCAGUUACAAUGAAGUUCAUGAUUGCAUUUGCUGUGGUUCUUGGCGUCGCUUUGGCUGUACCAGUUUCGGAGGAUAAGGAUGCCCAGGUGCUGAAGUUCGACAACGAUGUGGGAAGCGAAGGAUACAGCUUCGAGUACGAUACCAGCAACGGAAUCAAGGCGCAGGAAUCGGGUCAGCUUAAAUCCUUCGGUGAUGAUGUAUCUGCCGUUGUUGUAAAGGGAUCCUACUCCUUCACGGCCGCUGACGGACAAGUCUACACCGUGAACUACGUUGCCGACGAGAACGGAUUCCAGCCCGAAGCCGCCCAUCUGCCGCAGGCCUAGGAAUGAGAAAGAAGAAACGCACGCUAGCCAAGGAUAUCACGAAAAUUGAGUUGGUCAUCCCAUAACCUAAUGUAAAUAGAUGCCAUGUACUAAAUGUACAAACUUGUUCAGACAAUUGCAAUAAAAGAAAGUAUUAUGUGUUUAUUUCAAAAA
This is a messenger RNA of Malaya genurostris, 536 nucleotides long. RefSeq names its product larval cuticle protein 65Ag1-like. NCBI's taxonomy places the organism in Eukaryota, Metazoa, Arthropoda, Insecta, Diptera, Culicidae. The coding region runs from base 69 to 383 and encodes 104 amino acids. The transcript has a single exon. The record is from RefSeq and is a predicted model, not a curated record. Gene Ontology annotation, cellular component: chitin-based extracellular matrix. Gene Ontology annotation, molecular function: structural constituent of chitin-based larval cuticle.